Molecule: messenger RNA, 312 nt
Organism: Bipolaris maydis ATCC 48331
Lineage: Eukaryota; Fungi; Ascomycota; Dothideomycetes; Pleosporales; Pleosporaceae
Source: RefSeq, a predicted model, not a curated record
AUGUCGCUUCUGAAUUGGGUAUGCGCUACGACAGCGACAAAGGCCGGAUCCAUGCUUCAUGCUCAAGCACAGUCCCUGUGCACCAGCCUAGCCGCCCAGUACUCAGGAACGCCAGUGUCUAGCACUUUUGAAGACACGUUUCUGGGCUACCUGUCUGCCGAACGCAGUUCUGUAAACUGGACAUUCUCGGGAGCUGACCUCCUCCGCAAGAUUGACAAGGCUUUAGAGGAGUACGGUUUCCUUUUCGCGCUUGCGAACAAGCGAUAUGACGAGGCUUCAGACGCCCAUAGCUACGGAGAGGCCCAGUUCUAG